This is a messenger RNA of Camellia sinensis, 1239 nucleotides long. The record is from RefSeq and is a predicted model, not a curated record. Lineage: Eukaryota; Viridiplantae; Streptophyta; Magnoliopsida; Ericales; Theaceae.
UUUUUAUUUUUUUUGGGUGCCUUUUUAGCACUUGUUAACAAAACCCAAAAAAUAAAUCUAAUGGUUAUAAAAAAUAUCCUAUAAAGAUUAAAUAAAUUCAACUGUUUAUAUUGUCUUCUAAAUAGUGAAGUGCCCUAAGGCAUGAUAUAUUUCAUAAAUCCCUCACCUCAUAUGUCCCCAUAUGUAAAAAUUAUGAGGUGAACUUCAUCUAAAAUUCUAUGAAUCGCUAGAUGAAAUUUAUCAGUUUUUCCACAUCAUGCGUGAAUUCACACAUAACAUGUCAUGUCAACCUAUAAAACUUUACAGUAUUAAAAUAUUAUCCGGUAAAAUUUAUCUGAUGACAAAUAUCAUUUUUUUUUUUUUCCUUUUCAUUUUUUGUUUAGAAGACAAGCUCUAUAGCACCAAAGAACAAAAGCCUCAAGUCAUCAAACAAAACCUUCCAAGGUUCCAGCUAUCACCCAAAUGUAGAAAUCAAGUUAUCAGACCAUGCCAGCUUAUGAUUACUUGGAACCCAAUAUUCUCUCACAUUACUAACCCUUUUCACAAGCCAAAAGUUGCAUUCUUGAGUCAUUGCAAUAUCUUGGAAGUCAUUUCUUUUCAGAAGCUAUUAAUUGCUUCACCCUUCAUAUAAUAAAGUCUCAUGACUAUAAGGAACUUAUUCCUUACCAAGAAAAUGACUUAUUCCAAUCAUCACCCUCACACCCUCCUUUUUUCUUCCAUCUUUCCAUAGCCAUGGAAGAUCGAAACACGCUUGCCUCCGACUGCAUUGUCAUAUCUUGUUGUUGCCAGUGUUUGAUCCUGCAGAUUGUCGUUUUCAUCCUCCUCAAACUUCCUUACAAGCUUGUCCAAAAGACGAAACAAUAUGCUAAGAAGAAGCUCGGUCACAGGAAGAGAGAGAAGACAAUGAUAGACGAUGACAGAGAUGAUGAUAGAAAAGGAUUUGGGAUAGAUGAUGAGUGCCAUGGUUAUGAGUGUUGUAUGGAGGAAGUUGAGAAGGUGUUGGAGGAGUUGUCUCAGAAGGGUGAGUUUGCAUUUGGAAGCUUUUGGGGCAGGGAUGAAUCAGGGAGCUUGCCAAGAACAAGUGUUGUUGCCAAACAGGACUUUAAUCGUCACAAUGUUGUACAGUGUCAUUUAAUUGAAAUGGUUAACUAAGCUUGAAUUCUUAGAGAUAUGGGUAAUUCUAUUAUUUUCAUCGUUAAAUAUGUUUUCAUGAGUAAUCAAAUUUUUCUUUAUAACUAA